AUGCACCACCUCUUCGUCUCGGGGCUUCUCGCUGCCGCCAUCCUCGCUGCCAACGCUGCGUCCACGCCAACGUCGUCGAUGUGUCCUUCGAUCACGCGCGGAUACGACUACCCUGGCAACGACCUUGACGAUGUCUCGGUCUCGGGGUCCGACCAGGCCAAGGCGGAUGCGUGCUGCAAGGCCUGCACCAACGAGAUCAGCUGCGCUGGCUGGGUCAUCAACGGCAACACGUGUUACCUCAAGAACAAGUUGGUGGGUGCCAAGGCUCUCUCAAACGCGCUCUCGGGCAAGUACGAGGCGCCAACGCUGACGUCGGGCACCUGCGGCAAUCUCGUCCAGGACGUUGACUACAGCGGCAACGACAUCAAGGACUUUGACGUGACCGGCAGCCCGCAACAGGUGACCAACAAGUGCUGUGACGCUUGCUCGUCGACGGCCAAGUGCGUCGGCUUUGUUACGCACAGCAACCACUGCUGGUUGAAGAAAGCGAUCGGCAAAGCGAGCACCAGGAUCGGCGCUAUCGCCGGCGUAUACUCGGGGCCACUGCCGACGUCGGCAGUGUGUCCUUCGAUCCAGCGUGGGUACGACUACCCUGGCAACGAUCUCGACGACCUCUCGGUCUCGGGGUCCGACCAGGCCAAGGCGGAUGCGUGCUGCAAGGCCUGCACCAACGAGAUCAGCUGCGCUGGCUGGGUCAUCAGCGGCAACACGUGUUACCUCAAGAGCAAGUUGGUGGGUGCCAAGGCUCUCUCAAACGCGCUCUCGAGCAAGUACGAGGCGCCAACGCUGACGUCGGACACCUGCGGCAAUCUCGUCCAGGACGUUGACUACAGCGGCAACGACAUCAAGGACUUUGACGUGACCGGCAAUCCGCAACAAGUGACCAACAAGUGCUGCGACGCGUGUUCCAAGACCGACAAGUGCGUCGGCUUCGUCACCCACAACGGGCAUUGGGGCGAUUGCCGGUACGUACACGGUGCCAGUGCCGACAAUGGCCCCCGCGACGCCACGUCCAACACAGACCACUGCACGGCCCCGACCGAGACUGAUGCUCCGAUCGUCAUCGAGACUGAUGCACCGCUCCCGAUCGAAACCGAUGCUCCCAUCGUCAUCAAAACUGAUGCACCGAUUGUCGUUGAGACCACCGCACCGAUCUUCAUCGAGACCGAUGCACCGCUCCCGACCGAGACUGAUGCACCGAUCUUCCUUGAGACUGAUGCAGCGCUUCCGACGUCCGACACUUGCUCGUCGAUUGUGCGCGGGGUCGAUUACCCAGGCAACGACCUCAAGAUCCUCCAAGUGACGGGAUCGGACCAGGUGCAGACGUUUGCGUGUUGCGACGCGUGCGCCAACACACCCAGCUGCCUUGGCUUUGUGCUCGUCGACAGCCAGUGCUCGCUGAAAUGGGUCUUGCGCGGCAAGACAGAGCUCCACGGCGCACUCUCUGGCCAAUACAUCGUGUCCACGCGAGGGCGUCCCGCGUGCCUCGCCUAA
Molecule: messenger RNA, 1494 nt
Organism: Saprolegnia parasitica CBS 223.65
Lineage: Eukaryota; Oomycota; Saprolegniomycetes; Saprolegniales; Saprolegniaceae
Exons: 2
Coding region: 1-1494 (497 amino acids)
Biological process (GO): proteolysis
Cellular component (GO): extracellular region
Molecular function (GO): protein binding
Source: RefSeq, a predicted model, not a curated record